AUGCCACCUCAAUCUGUGGUAAUUGUUGGGGGUUCUGUUGCAGGACUGCUACAGGGACUGCAGCUCAAACGCAGCGGUAGCAAUGUCAUCGUGCUCGAGCAAGACCCUUCCAAGGACCGCCACAGCCAUGAAUCCGGGGUAUCGAUUGGACGAACUGUGGUACACUUGUUGGAUAAAUAUGACGCCACAGGGCGACCAGCUGCAAUUCCAGCAAAGUAUUUAAGUGCUGCAUGGCACAAAUGGCUCAGGGUGGUGAAUACCCAUUGGGCACACAGUAUGAGCAACUGGGGGUGUCUGUACCUAAUCCUGCGAGCGAACUUCGACGGUUUGAAAUCCGAGACAGUCCCAAACCCUCCACAGCCACGAAAGGGGGAUGGCAAGGUUGAGUAUUGGCCUGGAAAGCGCGCUACUGGACUAAAGUAUGACCGGGAUGCAGGUAAGGUGCACCUCCAGUAUGUGGACGUGACAACCGGUGAGGAGGGAACUGUUAGUGCAGACACCAUCAUUGCAGCAGACGGCGUGCACUCCACGAUAAGGAAAAUACUGCAGGUGCCGACGCGCAAGGAGUAUGCAGGUUAUUUCAUCCCAACGGAGACCGGGCAUGUCGAACCUGGCAAGAGACUCAUCAAUUGGGUGUGGUACUAUGUUCUCCCCGACGGGUCGCCCGAGAUGGAUACCAUCUUCACCGAUAUCAAUGGCAAGGUACACCCCAACACGGUCCCCCAAGGGCUCGUCAACCCUGGAGUUUGGGCGUCUCAGGUAGCACGAUACCUUCCGCAAAUGACGGCCCCGCUUGCUGAAGUGGUCAGCAAGACGCCUAGGCCGUUUGUAACGAAGGUGGGAGAAGCACAAUGCUUUGCGCCCAGUUUCUACGAUGGACGGGUCGUUCUCGUAGGCGAUGCAUUCACAGGCUUCAGGUCACAUCUGGGAAUGGCAUCGGAACAGGCUGCUCGCCAUGCCGUGCAAAUGGAUAAAGUCUGGCGGGGGGAGAUGACCAUGAAACAACGCGAUCGGGAGGCAAUUCUAUACGCGAAGCGUUUCAUUUUGUUGAAUAGGAUGGUUGGGUGGACUGGACUCGGGUGGGUAUUUUCCCUUUUCACCGCUAUGGCGAGUUACGCGUGGCUGGCAGUUGAGCAGGUGCUGGGUAUUGCGUAG
Nannizzia gypsea CBS 118893 is the source of this 1155-nucleotide messenger RNA. RefSeq names its product FAD binding domain-containing protein. NCBI's taxonomy places the organism in Eukaryota, Fungi, Ascomycota, Eurotiomycetes, Onygenales, Arthrodermataceae. Gene Ontology annotation, molecular function: FAD binding. The coding region runs from base 1 to 1155 and encodes 384 amino acids. The transcript has 3 exons. The record is from RefSeq and is a predicted model, not a curated record.